This is a messenger RNA of Stegostoma tigrinum, 886 nucleotides long. RefSeq names its product chymotrypsin-like elastase family member 2A. The record is from RefSeq and is a predicted model, not a curated record. NCBI's taxonomy places the organism in Eukaryota, Metazoa, Chordata, Chondrichthyes, Orectolobiformes, Stegostomatidae. The transcript is spliced from 8 exons. Gene Ontology annotation, molecular function: serine-type endopeptidase activity. The coding region runs from base 1 to 810 and encodes 269 amino acids. Gene Ontology annotation, biological process: proteolysis.
AUGUUGCAGUUCAUAUUGUUGACUCUAUUUUUCAUUGGGCCUAGCGCUGCAAGCCCAUUAACCGGCCGUGUGAUUGCUGGACAGGAAGCCAGACCACACAGCUGGCCAUGGCAGGCCUCUCUGCAGUUUGCUUAUGAAUCUGACCCAAACUACUUCCAACAUUUGUGUGGUGGAACCCUCAUUUCUGCAAACUGGGUCAUGACUGCUGCACAUUGUAUUCUCACCAUACCAGGAAGAUUUGCUGUUGUUCUUGGAGAGCAUGACCUGGAGAACAAAGGCAAUGAAUAUUUGAGACAUGUUCAAUUGAUCAUCAUGCAUCCUCUAUGGAACCCCAAUUCUCUUGCAAAUGGAAAUGACAUUGCCCUACUGCGUUUGAAACAACCUGCAAGUGGUACUCCUGAUGUAGAAAUAGCAAUCUUACCAAGCUUUGGUUACAUUCUACCCAAUGGAUAUCCUUGUUACAUUACUGGAUGGGGAUUAACUCAACCUUUUGGUGUUCCAUCUCCCACACUGCAGCAAGCUCUGCUCCACGUGGUGGACUACAAGACAUGCUCGUCUCCGUACUGGUGGUCAAACACAGUCACUGAAGAUAUGAUCUGUGCUGGGGGUGAUGGUGUGACUGCUGGAUGUCAGGGAGAUUCUGGUGGCCCUCUGAACUGUCAGGGUAGUGAUGGAGCUUGGAUUGUCCAUGGUGUCGUAAGCUUUGGACCAGUCUCCUGUGUUAUGGAGAGGUAUCCUACAGUUUUUACUCGAGUAUCAGCAUUCCAAAACUGGAUAUUCCAGACCAUGCAACAAAAUGGUGGAAUGUAAGAUAAUUCCAAAGUAUCAUCAAUGGAAUGAGGCCAAGCAGAAACAUUCACCUGCUGUGUCUUAAAUAAAAAUGGGC